AUGUACAUACUUCUGUGUGGUUAUCCGCCAUUUUAUUCCACACACCCAUUGCCGAUGAGUGCUGGUAUGAAAAAUAAAAUACGAGCUGGUGAAUAUACAUUUCCAGAAAAUGACUGGAACAUAGUAUCUCAGGAAGCGAAAGAUUUAAUUCGAAUGAUGUUAACUGUUGAACCAGCAAAUAGACCAACCAUUAAUCAAAUAUUAGAAAAUCGAUGGUUAUCAGAAUAUAACAGUGUCCUACAGGCACCACUGAAUACGCC
Molecule: messenger RNA, 260 nt
Organism: Didymodactylos carnosus
Lineage: Eukaryota; Metazoa; Rotifera; Eurotatoria; Philodinida; Philodinidae
Source: the annotation of a GenBank genome assembly